AUGAAGGUCCUCAUCUUUGCCUGCCUGGUGGCCUUUACUUUUGCAAAGCAGACGAUAGAAAGCAUUUCUAGCAGUGAGGAGUCUAUUACCCACAUCAACAAGAAACCUGAGAGGUUCGAAAAUUACAAUCAGCAGCAAAAAGAGGAUGAACGCCAGGACAAAAUCCACUCCUUUGUCCAGCCACAGCCUCUUUUCUAUCCUUAUGCUGAGCCCAUGCCUUACCCUGUCCUUCCACAAAACAUCCUGCCUCUUGCCCAGCCUGCUAUGGUGCUGCCUCUCCUUCAGCCUGAAGUGAUGGAAGUCCCCAAUACUAAGGAGACCAUCAUUCCUAAGCGCAAUGUGAUGCAAUUGCCUAAAUCUCCAGUAGUGCCAUUUCUUCAGCGCCAGAUCCCAAACCUCACUGACCUCAAAGCACAGCUUCCUCUGCCUCUGCUCCAGCCCUGGAUGCCCCAGAUCCCCCAGCCUCUUCUUCAGACUCCCAUGCUUCCCACUCAGUCCCUGGUCUCCCUUCCUCAGUCCAAAGUCCUGCCUCUUUCCCAGCAACUGCUGACCUACCCCCAGAGAGCUAUGACUAUGCAGGAGCCUCUGUUUGACCUCAACUGGGAGUUCUACCCUGUGGCUCAGCCUAUGGCCCCAGCUUACAACUUACAACAAGUUUAA
Messenger RNA from Myotis myotis, 660 nucleotides. RefSeq names its product beta-casein-like. The record is from RefSeq and is a predicted model, not a curated record. The coding region runs from base 1 to 660 and encodes 219 amino acids. Lineage: Eukaryota; Metazoa; Chordata; Mammalia; Chiroptera; Vespertilionidae. The transcript has 6 exons. Gene Ontology annotation, cellular component: extracellular region.